Varroa destructor (honeybee mite) is the source of this 1957-nucleotide messenger RNA. RefSeq names its product vacuolar protein sorting 45 (gene Vps45). The record is from RefSeq and is a predicted model, not a curated record. Lineage: Eukaryota; Metazoa; Arthropoda; Arachnida; Mesostigmata; Varroidae. Gene Ontology annotation, biological process: vesicle-mediated transport.
AGAAUAACGGGUAGUCAGUAUUCUUUCUCCAAUGGUAGUCUAGCAUUUGUAGUGUUGUACUUUAAUAAUAUCUGUAUAUGUGGAAAUAUUGGAUAAUUCACGAUAGAUCGGAAAUGUCUCUGAUAUUUCGCAUGAUAGAAGAAGUGGAUGAGCUGAAGAGAUAAACACGUUUUUUCCAGAAAUACUAUUAUACCGGUGACGCCCUCAGACAGACACAGGAUGAACAUUUUAUCAGCUGUUCGACUGUACUUGUCCGGUAUGGUGGAUCAAGCUGGUGCUGGCAUGAAAGUUCUUCUCAUGGAUCGCGACACAAUCUCCUUCGUCAGUGUAGCUUUUGCUCAAAGCGAUAUGCAUUCGAAGGAAGUUUAUCUCUUCGAACGGAUAAAUAAACAGCGUUCAGAUGAGGUGAUGAAGUACCUAAAAUGCAUCGUCUUCGUUCGACCAACGGAAGCCAAUGUGAAGCUUUUGAUUCAAGAGCUACGGGCUCCUCGCUACGGCGAGUAUUACUUACAUUUUUCCAACUCUAUUCCUCGUACUGACAUUAAGAAGAUAGCUGAUGCCGAUGAUUUCGAAGUGGUCAAAGAAGUACAGGAAUGCUAUGGUGACUUAAUCCCAUUAGCGCCUCAUCUAUUCUCGCUGAAUCUUGAGCGUUGUCUUGAGGGAAUGUGCUGGUACCCUCCAGCAUUGAAGCGUUGUGCAGAUGGUUUAAUUGGAUCUUUUCUCUCGCUCCGGAAGUGUCCUGUUAUUCGUUAUCAAGCAAGUUCUGACAUUGCCAAAAGGUUAGCCGAUGUCGUUAAUCAGGAAAUGAUGCGUGAAAGCAAGCUAUUUGAAGUCCCCAGAAGUGACAUCAGCCCACUGCUCAUUAUCGUUGAUCGACGUAUCGAUCUGGUGUCAACGAUGCUUAACCAAUGGACCUAUCAGGCCAUGGUGCAUGAGCUUCUUGGUAUAAAGAAUAACCGAGUCAAUCUCUCGCACCUGGAAAAUGUUGCCAAAGAGUUGCAUGAUGUUGUGUUGUCGGCUGAACAGGAUGAUUUCUAUAUGAAAAAUCAAUAUCUCAAUUUUGGCGAGAUUGGAACUAAUAUUAAGUUACUAGUUGAAGAAUAUCAACAAAAAUCCGAGUUAAGAAAGGGGAACCUUGAGUCGAUUCAAGAUAUCAAACAGUUUGUUGAGAACUAUCCUCAAUUUCGUAAGAUACAAGGCAUGGUAGCUAAGCAUGUGGCAAUCGUUGGAGAACUGUCUCGCCUUGUGGGAGCCCACAGCUUAUUGGAAGUGAGCGAGGUAGAACAAGAGAUGGCUUCUCAAGGGGAUCACCAAUUCAUAUACGAGCGCAUACGGCAACUGGUUGGGUCAACCAGAGUGAGAGAUAUUGACGCGUUGCGUCUAGUAUGCCUUUAUGCGGUGACAUUUGAUAAGCAGCCUCGUUCGGACUUACCAAGCCUGCUGCGAAUGCUCGAGCACCGCGGUAUCGAUCGGGAACAGCAGGAAGUCGUACAGAUGCUACUAGACCAGCAUCGUCGCUGUAGCACUGCAAGCCUUGGAACAAACGAAUUUACCACAGAAAAUGUGCGUGCGUUUACACGAAAAAUGAUCAAGGGUCUUAAAGGUGUAGAAAAUAUCUACACUCAGCAUUCACCUAUGAUUAAGGAAUUGCUCACAGAUGUCAUACGCGGACGGUUACGAGAUGCUGCGUACCCCGUUGUCGGAGGCGGACCCUCAACAGUAGCUCGACACCAAGAUAUCAUCCUGUUCAUUGUUGGUGGUGUCACCUACGAAGAAUCUCUUGUAUCGUGCCAGAUCAUGCAGCAGUUUCCUGGCGUUCGAGUUCUUCUGGGCGGUAGUAAUAUUCAUAACUUCAGCAGUUUUAUUAAUGAGCUUAAAUUAUCACAGCGGAAAAAAAGCAAUAACCCAUUUGAUUCGAGUAUUGGCGAAAGUAACUGGAAUCGACGGUAGAUUGGCC